AGCCUGUUAGGAGCGAGCAAAGUCUAUCAAUGGUCAUCCGAGUGUGGCAUCGAUCUGUUGGAGAUCCCCAACCAAUGGUGAUGGAGCGGUCGAUUGUUGGCAUCUGUGCCCCCAUGACAGCCGGCAUUCCAUCUAGGGUACACACUCGGCUUGACAUUCACACCCUCUCUGCUGAUUUACCAUCACAAAAGCCGUAGGAAGCUGCACUGCGGUCAGGAGAGUCAGUCCAGAUGGCCUUGUCGGUGCUGUGGCUGAUCCUAAUUCAUUGUGACCCAUGGACAGUACAUGCCGCAUGGUACAGUGUCGAGCCUCAACCAACGUCAGUUCUCCUGGGCGGCAGUGUCACGAUUUUCUGUGCAUUUGAUGGGAUCAACAAGAACGAUGCUGUUCACUGGUUUGGUCCACCAAACCUGCACUUUAUCUCAGAAGGAACGUCCGUGUCUGAAAAGUACCCGAGAGUGUUCGUAUCUGGCCAGGGAAACUCGGGGGACAACACGGGCGUGUAUAAUCUCAACAUACGAGACGUCAGGAUGGAGGAUGAAGGGGUCUAUAGAUGUAGCACCUUCUCACUCAAGGAGCCGGAGGAUGUCAAACUUACUGUCAUAGUGCCACCUCCAAGACCUCCCAUCAUCAUGGGUGACCGAAGUCCAAGAGAAGAGGGUGGGAGUCUACAUCUGACCUGUCGGUCAGAAGGGGGCCGUCCUCUGCCUUCACUAGCUUGGUACAACGGUACAAGAAGAUACUCCCACCUUACAAGCACCGGCGUUGUGUCUAACGACAACCUAUUGAAUGUCGUGGAACAAACAUUAGACGUGCCAUAUCUGGGGAAGUGGGACAACGGGGCGAAUUUCAGCUGCGUUGCUGAUCAGGGCUUACCGAAUUUAUUACCUCCAAAAACUACUUCCAUUCUCUUCCAGGUGCUAUACUCGCCUACAGUAUUCGUCCCUCGUACGUACUUCAAGGUACGGGAAGGUGAAUCUGCCAAUCUGACCUGUUUGACCAAUGGUAACCCGAUUCCUGAGGUGACGUGGAGAAAAACGAGCGCUAGUGGUGUUCAGCGGCGUGUGAACGACGUCAGAGGGCAAUCAAAUGUCAUUCAACCAGUGUCACGAUUAGAUGCUGGAACAUAUCAGUGCAAAGCUGAUAAUGGCAUACAACCUGUUGAUACUGCAUCCAUCAAACUGGAUGUCCUCUAUCCUCCCUCCAUCCGACCUACGUUCGAUGAAAAAGUCAACGUGCUUUAUGACAACGAGGAGGAGUUUUUCCUGGAAUGUAAAGCCGACGGAAAUCCGACCCCCCGUGUGAGAUGGAGACGGAAGAACACAGACCUGUACUUCAGCAACCCGUUACGCUUCUCACGUCUGGACUAUCAAACGGAAGGGACGUACGAGUGCGUGGCCGACAGUUCAAUUUUCCCUCAGGACGUUAAGGAUGCUGUGAUAGAUGUGAUAGGCAAGCCAGACAUUCGGGGAGACCCGGAGACGGCGCACGCCACGCAGGGCAGCUCAGUCACGCUGCUGUGUGAGGUGACCUCUGAUCCCUCUCCCGGAAGCAUCAUCUGGUAUUGGCGAAGUGUCGACGGCCAAGAGAUUGAACUGACAAAAGGAUCAAUAGACGGAUUAACAGUACGGCAGAAAACCACUGAUAGCUACACGGAGAGUUUGUUGAUAUUGGAUCACGUGAGCAGUGGCAGCUCCGGUGACUACAUCUGCAAGGCCAUCAAUAUGUUCGGAUCCGACACAAGAGAGUACCGGGUCAUUGUGUCGGGACCACCUGUUAUCAUGAUUGCGAUAGUAACGGGCGUUCUGGUUGUUUCCAUCCUGUUAACUCUGGUGGCGGUAAUCUUCAUAAUACGGCGCCGGGACGUCAUCUGUGGUAACAGGAGCCACGUGAAAGAAUGUAAAGAAAGUCAGCCCACGCAUCUCAAUAUCGAGCCAUGUGACGUGGAGCUUGACAAUGUGGAGUGCACAACGAAACCCAUCCCUCCGCCAAGACCUGACAAGGACCCUUACGCCAUUGGUAUCUCUUAUCCACGUCUUGGUGCACAUGUACGUGCCCCAGAGUAUUCCACAGCGGACAGACGGAAGCAGGCUGAAUGCAAACAUCCAUCACCGCACAGACACAGACACAAAAAAUACCACCAUAGAAACGACCACGUUGGAAGGGUCGAGAGAGACUAUCAGGUGCAACGCUGGGAAGUUGUGUCCAAGACAAAGGAUCUUCAACCAUAUGGAGACGUCUUUGUUGGGGAAGGCAGUAUGGAUAUUCCAGACAGACGGGAUUUCUAGUCUCCGUGAAUCAUGGAGACGAGUAAACCUCUGUUAACAAUAGCCUGGACCAAAUAAGAAAUCACUUUUCAAAUGAUCAAGCUUGGAUCAAGCUGCAUCGGUAAUGAUAUUACGGAAGAGGCAUUCCCGGAGAGAAAAAAUCGUCUGAAACUGUGGACGUUUCGCAGCUUCACAAAAGUUACCAUCAAAUGAAAUAAACUGUGCCUUUCAGGCAUGGUAGUGUCAAGGACUCCGACAGGAUUUAUAUAACAUUCUGCAGGCUUUGAAUGACUAAAUAUUCAAGAUACAAGGAGCGUAUAUACCGCCUUAUACC
Branchiostoma floridae (Florida lancelet) is the source of this 2601-nucleotide messenger RNA. Its product is annotated as hemicentin-2-like. Gene Ontology annotation, molecular function: cell adhesion molecule binding. The transcript is spliced from 11 exons. Lineage: Eukaryota; Metazoa; Chordata; Leptocardii; Amphioxiformes; Branchiostomatidae. The record is from RefSeq and is a predicted model, not a curated record. The coding region runs from base 231 to 2288 and encodes 685 amino acids. Gene Ontology annotation, biological process: cell-cell adhesion. Gene Ontology annotation, cellular component: cell-cell junction.